AUGGAUAUUGAGACCAGAAAGUCACAUAUCACGAAUACAACCGAGGAUACAGAUAUUGGUAUCAUCGGCCUACUUAGCCAUACUCGACUCGCUUCCAGUCGACCUGGAAGAACGAUUAUCAAUGGAGGCGUCACUAGUUUCGGCAAGCUGAUCAUCAAAGGCUUGACCCACGAUGCCUUUGUCUGUUCCCUGGUACUGGCUAUCCAGAUGCCCACAACCAUGGCUAGCUAUACUAAGCGCAGUACAAAUGCUGCUUUGGUGUUUUUGGCAGUCUGCGUGCGGAUUCUUCUAAUGCGUCAAAACAGGUAG
This is a messenger RNA of Penicillium taxi, 309 nucleotides long. RefSeq names its product Major facilitator superfamily domain general substrate transporter. The transcript is spliced from 2 exons. Lineage: Eukaryota; Fungi; Ascomycota; Eurotiomycetes; Eurotiales; Aspergillaceae. The coding region runs from base 1 to 309 and encodes 102 amino acids. The record is from RefSeq and is a predicted model, not a curated record.